Molecule: messenger RNA, 765 nt
Organism: Aspergillus versicolor CBS 583.65
Lineage: Eukaryota; Fungi; Ascomycota; Eurotiomycetes; Eurotiales; Aspergillaceae
Exons: 2
Coding region: 1-765 (254 amino acids)
Source: RefSeq, a predicted model, not a curated record
AUGCCCGGCCGCCUCGAAGGACAGGUUGCCCUCAUCUCCGGGUCCAGCCAGGGCUUUGGACGAGGCAUCCUCGAGACAUUCCUGCGUGAAGGCGCAUUGAUCAUCGGCAUGGACCUACAGGCUGUUGACGGCCCUGUUGAAGGCUGUCCUGAGCAUCUCGCCUACCAGAUCAAGGCAAACGUCGCGGAGCAGCAGACAUGGGUGCACGCGCUCAGAACCUGCAUUGAAAGAUACGGCCGACCACCCUCAGUCGUCGUCCACAACGCCGGCUGGUCGUAUGCCAACAAAUCUGGCCUCGACGUGACGAUUGAAGAGUUCGACCGCCUCUUCAACGUCAACGUGCGCAGCAUCUACCUUGCCUCGAAGGUGCUCGUCCCCGAGAUGAAAAAGAACGGCCCUGGGUCGACAGUGGUUAUCUCGAGUGAGAACGCCAUCCGUCCAGGUGCUACACAGACAUGGUAUAACGCCACCAAGGCCGGAGUCUCGUCGGCCACCAAGUCGAUGGCUCUGGAGUUUGCGCGCGACCAGCUCCGCUUCAACACGAUCUGUCCGACUUCUGGAAACACCCCGCUUCUUAAUAAGUUUGCGGGUAUUGCGAAUGGACCCGUUCCAGAGGAGAUCAUCCGUGCAAAGUGCGAGUCGAUCCCAAUUGGGCGUUUGGUUGAGCCGUCUGAUGUUGCCAACGUCGCUCUCUUCCUUGCUGAGCCGGCGAGCUCUAUCAUCAGCGGGGUGGAGAUAUUGGUGGACGGUGCCAGAUGUGUAUAG